Molecule: messenger RNA, 624 nt
Organism: Marasmius oreades (fairy-ring Marasmius)
Lineage: Eukaryota; Fungi; Basidiomycota; Agaricomycetes; Agaricales; Marasmiaceae
Exons: 2
Coding region: 70-486 (138 amino acids)
Source: RefSeq, a predicted model, not a curated record
GGUUCUUCCUGACUCAAGCUUGCCCCACUCCAGCCUCCUUUUCACCAACCGCCUCCUCAUUUCCUCAUCAUGAAGUUCUUCGUCGCUGCCAUCGCUCUCCUCACCAGCUCUGUCGCUGCCAUUCAGUUGCAGUACGACAACCAUUACGACGAUAGUGGCGCUUCUCUCACCACCGUAGCCUGCUCAGACGGGCCGAAUGGUCUUAUCACCCGCGGAUACUCGACCUUUGGUUCUCUCCCUGGUUUCCCUCACAUCGGUGCUGUCGAUGCUAUCACAGGAUAUGGCUCGAACAAAUGUGGUAGUUGUUGGAGGAUUACCUACCCGGCAACUGGAAAGACGAUCAACAUCAUCGGGAUUGAUCAUGCUGGCAGCGGCUUCAACGUUGCUCAGGCGGCGAUGGACGAGUUGACGAAUGGACAGGCGGUUCACUUGGGUAACAUCCAGGUGGAUGCCCAGGAAGUUUCUCCUUCGGAUUGUGGGCUUUGAUGGCUAUGACGAUCUUCAUGCCAUGCGUCAGAAUCUCCCCAUUUUUAACAAAAUAUGAACGGACACUUGCACUGCUAUCAUACACGUUAUUUGCUACCAUGGACUUUUUGGACUUUUUACUCACGACGGACUUCUUGC